Molecule: messenger RNA, 944 nt
Organism: Anopheles merus
Lineage: Eukaryota; Metazoa; Arthropoda; Insecta; Diptera; Culicidae
Exons: 4
Coding region: 39-944 (301 amino acids)
Biological process (GO): regulation of transcription by RNA polymerase II
Cellular component (GO): transcription regulator complex; nucleus
Source: RefSeq, a predicted model, not a curated record
AAAUAAACGUAUACGAAAACAAAAAUGUUGGAUACAUUAUGUGGGGAUGUGUUGGUAUUGUGUUUGGAGAUUCCUUGGAAGUUUUCAGGCGGACAUUUUCGAUUAGCAGUCAACCACGCCAGCACUUAACAAUGGAAGGAGCUAAAACCGCCCAAAAAUCGAAUAAAAAUCCUAUUCAAGAUGAGGAAAAAGUCAUCGAAUUGAUCAAUUUGGUAAAAACUUAUCCGUGCAUCUGGUUAGAUACUGAUCGCCAGUAUAAAAAUAACGAAAUAAGGCAUCAAGCCUGGCAACAGAUAGCAUCCGUGCUGGAGGAGGAUCCACAGUGCGUUCAUGCUAAAUGGAGGAAUUUAAUGAAUUCCUACCGGCGGACUAAAAAGGAGAUCGCUUUGAGUCAGACAACAGGUUCCGGUUCCAGCGAGCUAUUGAAGGAGGUUUGGUAUGCCUACAAGCAUAUGUCGUUUCUACAUGAAACGACAGCUCCACGUCGUACAAUCAAUACUGCAAACCUUGAAGGAACUUCUCGGGAACCUGUUGUUAUCUCGACCGCUCCUGCAACCGCCGCUUCAUGCAGUUCAACUGCCUCAACAACAGCCACGACAACUGCCACAACAUCCUCCACUGGCUCCUCUAGUGGCAUGCUAGAGGGUCGCACAGCGUCCAAAGGACGCAAAAGAAAAUUUAGUGAAACGACUCGAUCAAGUCAGAUUAGCGAAUGCUUGACAGCCAUUCAAAGCAUUGCUAAUACUGCUACUGCUGCUGCACCUUGCACAAAAGCCAGGGCUCUGGGCAACUUUGUAGAGGCACAAGUUGCCACUUUCGAAGAUAAACAUCCAGAGUUCUGUGCUAAACUGAUCAGGUCCAUAACGACGGUCAUGAAUGAUCAAAUUGAUCAAUUUUAUGCGGACCAACAUGCCUCCUCGAUGCAUGAUCAUGCAUAUCUGUAG